CAGUAAGUGGCGGUAAUGCACCAUAACGUUGGAUGCCAACCGCCGAUAAAUCCCACCGAAGAAGUAGAAGCUGUUUCGCCAUUCACCUCAGGAAGAGAGACCCCACAGACUGACUUAAAAUUUAGGGAGAUGGCAGACAGUGAUGAUGAAUAUGAUCGCAGAAGGAGAGACAAGUUCCGUCGUGAGAGGAGCGACAACUAUGACCGCUCCCGAGAGAGAGAGGACAGGCGUAGGGAUGACUGGAAUGACAGGCGCCCAUCUGCCAGGGAGUGGGACAGGGGCAGGGAGCGUCGUAGCCGGGGGGAGUAUCGGGACUACGAGAGGGGUCGAAGGGAGAGGUUCUCCCCACCCAGGCACGACAUGAGUCCCCAACAAAAACGCAUGAGGAGAGACUGGGAUGACCAUGGCGGAGAUCCCUACCAUGGGGGGUAUGACUUGGGCUAUGGUGGUGGCGGAGGCCCCAGCUACGCUCCUCCACAGCCCUGGGGCCACCCUGACCUGCACCUCAUGCAGCCUCACCAUGGCAUCCCCAUCCAGGCAAGGCUAGGUAACAUCCAUGAUAUGGACCUGGGCCCACCUGGGCCCACCUUCAUUCAAGUGAUGAAGAGCUUUAAGGAGUUCCUGCUGUCCCUGGAUGACUCUGUGGAUGAGACUGAGGCAGUUAAGCGUUAUAAUGAGUACAAGAUAGACUUCCGACGGCAGCAGAUGCAGGACUUCUUCCUUGCUCACAAAGAUGAAGAGUGGUUCCGAUCCAAGUACCACCCGGAUGAGGCGGGCCGGCGGAAGGCGGAGUCCCACAGUGCCCUGCAGAACCGGCUGAAUGUCUACAUGUUCCUAAUGGAGAAAGGCUGGUUCGACACGGUCUCCCUGGACAUAGAGAAGGCACAGGCUAUCAUGAAGGUCUUGGAUGCAGCUGUGAUAAAGAUGGAGGGAGGGACAGAUUAUGACCUGCGCAUCCUGGAGCUUCCGUCUGAGGAGGAAGAGGAAAGAGGGAGAGCUGACAGGGCGGCAGCUGGUGGUCCGGGAACUGAGCCCCCCAAAAAAGAGGAGCCUAAGGAUGUGGACAAUGACGGCAAACCCCCAGCUGACAAAGAGAAGGGGGAGAAUGAUGCCUGCAGCAUGGAGAAAGGUGCAAACGGUGGUGGUGAGGCAGCAGAAGGAGGGAGUGAGGGAGAAGAGAAAGAGGAGGAAGGAGAAAAAGAGAUGAAAAGCAAAGAGGUUGUGCCUGAACCUAAGAAGCUGAGUAAGAAGAGGAAGAGGAAGCACAGUGGAGACAGUGAAGAUGAUGCCAGUGCCUCUGAGAGUGACUCAGACUCGGACUCCAACUCCCAUCAUUCCUCUGAUAAACCUGCCGAGAGGGAGGAGGGUGAGGAAAAGGAGGAUGAGGGUGAGGAAGGGGAGGACAAGGAUGAAGAGGAGGAAGAAGAGUGUGAAGCUGACAGAAAAAAAAUCAAAGACGAGAAACCAAAGGAAAGGGAGAAGGAAGAGAAGAAACCCAAGGAGGACCAGCCCCCGAGACCCCGGCCUCUCCACAGGACCUGCUCUCUAUUCAUGAGGAGCAUCGCCCCCACCAUCUCCAAGGCAGAGAUCAUAGCUCUGUGUCGGAGAUAUCCUGGGUUCAUGCGAGUGUGUUUGUCUGAUCCCCAACCAGAGCGCAGGUUCUUCCGUCGCUGCUGGGUGACGUUUGAACGUAGUGUCAACAUCAAGGAGACCUGCUGGAACCUCCAGAACAUCAGACUGCGUGACUGUGAGCUGGCUCCGGGGGUCAACAGAGACCUGGCCCGGAGGGUCCGCAACAUCAAUGGUAUCACUCAGCACAAACAGGUGCUACGAAACGACAUCAAGCUUUCAGCCAAACUCAUCCACUCCCUGGACCACAGAGGCAGGCUGUGGAGCCACAAGUCCCGUGGAGAGGCAGUGUCUGCUGUGGAGGUGGCGGCUCAGAACCCCAUCCUGAAGAACAUCACUGACUACCUGAUAGAGGAGGUGAGCGCUGAGGAGGAGGAGCUUCUGGGCAGUGUGGGUGGAGCUGAUGCAGAGGAGGGCACCAAGGAGGGCUACCCAGCCGAGAUCACUGUGGAAAGGGACGACAAGCUGGUCAAGGUGUUGGACCGUCUUCUCUUGUACCUGCGUGUUGUCCAUUCCAUCGACUACUACAACAACUGCGAGUACCCCAGCGAGGAUGAGAUGCCCAACCGUUGUGGCAUGAUCCAUGUGCGGGGGCCCAUCCCUCCCAAUCGCAUCGCACACGGGGAAGUGUUGGAGUGGCAGAAGACAUUUGAGGAGAGGCUGAGCCCCCUGUUCAGUGUGAAGGAGAAGCUAUCGGAGGAGGAGGCAGGAAAAAUGGGCCGGAAGGACCCGGAGCAGGAGGUGGAGAAGUUUGUGUUGGCCAACACCCAGGAGCUGGGCAAGGACAAGUGGCUCUGCCCCCUCAGUGGCAAGAAGUUCAAGGGCUCAGAGUUUGUGCGCAAGCACAUCCUGAACAAACACGGGGACAAGAUUGAGGAGGUGAAAAGGGAGGUGGUGUUUUUCAACAACUUUCUCAUGGAUGCCAAGCGACCUUCCCUCCCAGAGAUGAAGCCCCCUCCUCCGCUCGGCCCAGGACAAGUUCUCUCUCAAGGCAUGCCCUUCCCUCCCCAAGGCCUCAUGGGCUUCGGGCCCGGUCAGCCUCGUCCUCCUGUCAUGGGUUACGGAGGUGGACCUCCUUACCCACCAAACCAGUACGGAGGCGGCCGGGGUAACUAUGACAACUUUCGUGGACAGGCUGGUGGCUACCCUGGUAAACCCCGCAACAACAGGUGAGACCUUGAAUGUCCCGGGGAGAUCCACGCAACAUCAUUGAAUACCGUGACCUCGAUGCACCUGAUGACAUCGACUUCUUCUAGACUAUUCAUUUUAUUAUUUAUUUUGUUUUUAAUCAUUGUGUAAUUUCCCUGUCUCAUCCCCUUAUGUAAAUUAAUGAUUCAUAAGCAUUUAUUUUUUAUGUCUGCAGAGCAAAGGCUCGGUGCAAUUGGAACACACUUGAAUUGUAAGAAAUGUUCUCAAUAAAAACUAAUUUGACAUUA
Salvelinus fontinalis (brook trout) is the source of this 3065-nucleotide messenger RNA. Its product is annotated as serrate RNA effector molecule homolog. Bases 16 to 2802 code for a protein of 928 amino acids. The transcript has 20 exons. Gene Ontology annotation, biological process: primary miRNA processing; mRNA processing. Gene Ontology annotation, cellular component: nuclear body. NCBI's taxonomy places the organism in Eukaryota, Metazoa, Chordata, Actinopteri, Salmoniformes, Salmonidae. The record is from RefSeq and is a predicted model, not a curated record.